Messenger RNA from Misgurnus anguillicaudatus (oriental weatherfish), 2279 nucleotides. RefSeq names its product solute carrier family 7 member 10b (gene slc7a10b). Gene Ontology annotation, biological process: D-serine transmembrane transport; D-alanine transmembrane transport. The record is from RefSeq and is a predicted model, not a curated record. Gene Ontology annotation, cellular component: membrane. Lineage: Eukaryota; Metazoa; Chordata; Actinopteri; Cypriniformes; Cobitidae. Gene Ontology annotation, molecular function: neutral L-amino acid transmembrane transporter activity; L-amino acid transmembrane transporter activity.
CUGUCCCGGCCAGCGCGCGCCGCGGCGCCUGCGCGCUCUUUUCACCCUGUCUCAAUCCUCGAUUCUGAAGAGAGGCAGUUGAGCUCUCUGUUCGUGCUAAAACUGUCAUGGAUGGAGUAGAGAGGAGAAGAUCAGGGGCUCAGAAGAGCAUUAUGACAGAUAGCGACAUUACGCGAAAGUCGCGCAUCCCUGAGCGCGUGACACUCAAGAAAGAGAUCGGGCUGCUGAGCGCGUGCACGAUCAUUAUCGGUAAUAUUAUUGGCUCAGGAAUCUUCAUCUCUCCUAAAGGAGUUCUCGAGCAUUCAGGUUCUGUUGGAUUGGCAUUGGUGGUGUGGAUGUUAGGAGGAGGCGUAGCUGCUCUGGGUUCUCUCUGCUACGCUGAACUUGGGGUCACCAUCCCUAAAUCUGGUGGUGACUAUUCCUAUGUCACAGAGAUCUUUGGUGGUCUUUUUGGGUUUCUGCUGUUAUGGAGUGCAGUAUUGAUCAUGUAUCCCACUACACUGGCAGUCAUAGCUCUCACUUUUUCCAACUAUGUGCUUCAGCCUGUUUUUCCAUACUGUGUUCCUCCAUACAUGGCCACACGCAUGCUGUCCACCAUCUGCAUAUUGUUUUUGACGUGGGUGAACUGCCACAGUGUGCGUUUAGCCACACGGAUCCAGGAUGUGUUUACGGUGGGGAAGCUUCUGGCUCUCGGGCUCAUCAUUACUGUGGGUCUCAUGCAGAUUUAUGGAGGUAAUUAUGAGAGCCUGACUCCACAGGUGGCGUUCACGUUUACUAAACCUCCAUCUAUAGGACAGAUUGCUUUGGCUUUCUUACAUGCUUCCUUCGCCUUCAGUGGCUGGAACUUUCUGAACUACGUCACAGAGGAAGUGGUGGAUCCAAGGAGGAAUCUGCCUCGAGCCAUAUACAUCUCUAUCCCACUGGUGACUGUGGUGUAUACUCUCACAAACAUCGCAUAUUUCUCUUCUAUGUCUCCUGAUGAGCUUCUGUCCUCUAAUGCAGUGGCUGUUACUUUCGGUGAGAAACUUCUCGGGGCGUUUUCCACUAUCAUGCCAAUCUCUGUGGCUCUCUCCACCUUUGGGGGCAUCAAUGGUUACCUCUUCACCUCCUCCAGGUUAUGUUUUUCCGGGGCGAGGGAGGGACAUUUACCCAGUCUUCUGGCUAUGAUCCACUUUAAGAAAUGCACACCAAUCCCUGCUCUUCUUGUUUGUUGCACAGCCACAAUCGUAAUCUUGUGCAUUGGAGAAACGCACAACCUUAUAAACUAUGUGUCUUUCAUCAACUACCUCUCUUAUGGAGUCACUAUUGCUGGUCUGCUCUACUACAGAUGGAAGAAGCCAAACUUAUACAGGCCCAUAAAGGUGAAUUUGCUGGUUCCGGUUUGUUACCUGCUUUUCUGGGCUUUGCUGUUGGGUUUCAGUUUACAUUCAGAGCCUCUGGUGUGUGGAGUGGGUUUGGUCAUAAUGCUCACUGGAGUCCCUGUAUAUUUCCUGGGAGUUUACUGGAAAAACAAACCAAAAUGCAUAUAUGACUUUAUUGAGUGGGCUACAUACGUGGGACAAAGAGUAUUUUUCGUUGUCUUUCCACAAUUUGAUCCUAUUGAAGUGACACCAGAAUGGACUGACAAAGCUUCCCUCGCAAGCAAGGCUUCUGGACCUUUUUGAAUUUGUAUAAUUUUAAGUUACCCGUUUAUACACCAUGGCAUUUUACAAUUGCCAGGCUUGUAGUGGUAGUAAAAAAUGAUUGCCAACAAUAACAGACUGAGUUAUUUCAGUGUGGAUCAUGUUUGCAUGAGUGUCUGUUUCUAGAGGAUUAAGUAGAGCAGUUUCAGAAAUGAUGGAUUUUUGGAUAGACAGAUAUCUUUCAGGAUCUGAACAUUGGAUUCUGUGUUUUAAAAACCCUAGAACUCUGGACUGGGGUUCAUUUGGGAGUUUUGACACUUACAGUGUCUCUUUUGUAUAAUAGUUUACAUGUGAGGUCUUGCCAACAAAAUAACCAUUUAAAUACUUUGCCUCAUUGAUGUAAAUAUAUUUUUCAAAGUUACUAACAGUUAUUUUCAAUAUAUACAAUGUUGGUCUUCAUCUGGUUACAUGAUGGUGUUAUACUGAUUUAUAAUUAUAACAGAAGAAGAGGUUUUAAAAUCAAAUGCUCAAAAUUAGGAUGGCAAGAGGAUACAGAUCAUUUCUUUCCAUUUAAUUUGUAUGCGUCUGGGACAUUAAAGAGCUGUUUUGGCGGUGCAAAAUGGGCAUUAAAUAUAAUAAAAUUAAUUUAGUGAGGUA